Messenger RNA from Galeopterus variegatus (Sunda flying lemur), 3680 nucleotides. Its product is annotated as phospholipase D1-like. Gene Ontology annotation, biological process: cell motility; regulation of microvillus assembly; intracellular signal transduction. The transcript is spliced from 11 exons. NCBI's taxonomy places the organism in Eukaryota, Metazoa, Chordata, Mammalia, Dermoptera, Cynocephalidae. The record is from RefSeq and is a predicted model, not a curated record. Bases 179 to 1378 code for a protein of 399 amino acids. Gene Ontology annotation, molecular function: D-type glycerophospholipase activity.
UGGGUGUUCCUGGUUCACAGAUGCCGGCUCAAUCCGCAGUUUACAGACAGGCGUGGGAGAGCUUCAUGGGGAAACCAGAUUCUGGCAUGGAAAGGACUACUGCAAUUUUGUCUUCAAAGAUUGGGUUCAACUUGAUAAACCUUUUGCUGAUUUCAUUGAUAGGUACUCCACUCCCCGGAUGCCCUGGCAUGAUAUUGCCUCUGCGGUCCACGGGAAGGCAGCUCGUGACGUGGCGCGUCACUUCAUCCAGCGCUGGAACUUCACGAAGAUUAUGAAACCAAAAUAUCGGUCCCUUUCUUAUCCUUUUCUGCUUCCAAAGUCUCAAACAACAGCCCAUGAGCUGAGAUAUCAAGUACCUGGGUCUGUCCAUGCUAACGUACAGUUGCUCCGCUCUGCUGCUGACUGGUCUGCUGGUAUAAAGUACCAUGAAGAGUCCAUCCAUGCUGCUUACGUCCACGUGAUUGAGAACAGCAAGCACUACAUCUAUAUCGAAAACCAGUUUUUCAUAAGCUGCACUGGUGACAAAGUUGUGUACAACAAGGUGGGUGACACCAUUACACAGAGGAUCCUGAAAGCUCACAGGGAAAGCCAGAGAUACCGGGUGUAUGUUGUGAUACCUCUUCUGCCAGGGUUUGAAGGAGACAUUUCAACUGGUGGAGGAAAUGCUCUGCAGGCAAUAAUGCACUUCAAUUACAGAACCAUGUGCAGAGGAGAAAAUUCCAUCCUUGGUCAGUUAAAAGCAGAGAUUGGUAAUCAGUGGAUAAAUUACAUAUCGUUCUGUGGUCUGAGAACACAUGCAGAGCUUGAAGGAAACCUUGUCACUGAACUUAUCUAUGUCCACAGCAAGCUGUUAAUUGCUGAUGAUAACACUGUUGUUAUUGGCUCUGCCAACAUAAAUGACCGAAGCUUGCUGGGAAAGCGUGACAGUGAGAUGGCUGUCAUUGUGCAGGACACAGAGACGGUCCUUUCGGUCAUGGAUGGAGAAGAAUACCAAGCUGGUCGGUUCGCUCAUGGACUUCGGCUACAGUGCUUCAGGGUUGUCCUUGGCUAUCUUUCUGACCCAAGUGAGGACAUUCAGGAUCCAGUGAGUGACAAAUUCUUCAAGGAAGUGUGGGUUUCAACAGCAGCUAGAAAUGCUACAAUUUAUGAUAAGGUGUUCCGGUGCCUUCCCAAUGAUGAAGUGCACAAUUUAAUUCAACUGAGAGACUUUAUAAACAAGCCUAUAUUAGCAAAGGAAGAUCCCAUUAGAGCUGAAGAGGAACUGAAAAAGAUCCGUGGGUUCCUGGUGCAAUUCCCCUUUUAUUUCUUGUCUGAAGAAAGCCUACUGCCUUCUGUCGGAACCAAAGAAGCCAUAGUGCCCAUGGAGGUUUGGACUUAAAAGACCUUAUACUCGUUUGCAGUUCAAGGACUUCUACCCUGAGACCACGCUGCACACAGUGCCUUCCUGGAGACCUCACAGCCGAAGCCAGGCCCUAUGCACUCUGCUAUCCAACCCAUGGACCCUAUGAAAUGGCUGGGAAGAGCUGAAGUCACACUGAUGUAAGGACACUGAACAUCAGCAAGGCUUUGUAAUUCCUUCUGCCUAUCCUUGUGAAGAGGGGGCUGUGUUCUUGUUGGUAGCAUGCACUCAGUGACUUAAAACACAUACUCAAAUUCCAUGACAUACACCAAAAUCCAUUUCCUUUGCUAACAAGAAUUUAUUUGUAACUGUGAUCCAGGUUGCCAAAAGUUGUCAGAACCCCCUUAUGCUUUUCUGAUCAUUUAUGCAGCCCAUGUCUGCUGGACCUGCACUCAUCUCGUAGUCCAUACAGGCACUGUGUGAAAUAUUGUUUAUUGCUAAACAAUGUUGUGACACUGCUUCGUGAUUCUUCGAGGUUACACGGGAUGCUCCUGCCCACCUGGUCCUGAGGUAGUAGUGUUCACCUGACCAAGGACAUGGUCAUCAUUCCUUUUCAGUCACUGUAAGAACGGGACAGACUUGGGUCUACACAGCAGCCUGUGUUAGACCCUUCUGAUAACCUUGACACUAUAUCUUGACACCACCGAGCAACAGGAAGGAAUUCCAAUACUGAGGCAAAGAUUUCACUUUGCUCCCAAAGACACUGACAAGAUGUGUCCUUGUGAUAGUGCCCACCUGACCAAAUCUGAAAACAUGCGUAGGAGAUUUGAUUACACAGCAACCAGAUAAAACUCCCAGUAUGCAGGCUUCAGAAACCUGCAAUGUGUCAGUGGGGAUUUGAUCCAGAUAAGAAAAGAUUCCUUCUAGUAGUGUAAAAUUUCCUGUCAUCUUUAGCCGAUGAAUUGAUUGAAAUUUAAGUUUCUACAUUUCAAAAUCAAGCCAGUGAAUACAAUUUGUCUUUCAAUAGAAUCAGAGGCUUUGUAACUCCUACCAAGUUAAUAAGUAUGAGUCUAACUUUAUUUGGCAUUCAGCCUUCCAGCUAUGUUAUCUUUUUUUAAAAAAAAACUAAUUGUAAAAUAUAUGCUGCUUUGCUUACACGAUUAAAUAUACAUUAUUAAAUAUAACAUUCCACCAGAACUUCCGAAGAAGUUAGAAUACUUUUUAAUUCAUAUUGUCCUAGUCUCUGAAUUGUUGUGGAAACCUGUUUUUCCUUUUUGGAUUUUUGAGUACCUUUUGGUAGAGCAGAGCUCUAAUUUUACUAAGCAGAACUGCUCUCACAGCCUGCAGAGUUGAUGUGGGUUCCCAAAAGGCCUGUACCUGUAACACGUGGUACAGAUACAGUCGGUGCAGGGAUUACACGUGCCUGUGGGUUGCCUGGACAGAAUCUCAUUUGGGUAGUUCUUGAAAAAAGCAAGCACCCAAUCCCAGUUUUCAUGGAGCUAAUAUUCCAAUUGGAAAGGUUAAACAAGAGCACAAAGUUGGUGAUAUGGGAAGAAACAGUGGAGAGAAAUAGUGUCAUGUCCAGGAGAGGAUUCAUAGCUGGAGAACACUUCACAAAUGAGGUGGGAUUUUAUAACCAAUAAUGGAAAUGAACUUUUGUAUGAGUUAAUAACUUAUUUCUCAUAUGGCUGAAGAUGGUAAAAGGACUUCAUUCUAUAGUAGCUGUAAGAAAGACAUUUGCUAUUUAUAAAGGAAGUUUAAAUCGGCAUUUGAAGUAUUGACUAUGUGGAAUAUCUAAUGAUUUCUUAUAUUUUAUUUUUAAAUAUUUUUAAAACUAUCAACAAACUGGCUCUUGAUUUUGUGCAAGGUGUUCCCAUAAAACCAUGAAAAAUAAAGCCUGAAGGAUCCUUUCCCUUUCCCUGAUCCAACCACUCCUCAUUUUAUAGGUGAAGAAACUGAGGCUGCUGUUAGAUGGACUCACUUAAAUUCACCCAAUUUAUAGAUGGUGGAACCUGCACUAGUGAAAUUGCUGCAUCCAUUAUUGGCCUCUCUUUCACUUCAUCAUUGCUCCAAGAUGGAGAGAUGCAGUAAAUAGAUUUCAGACAGGCUAUCUCCGAGCUAUUUUGAAUCCUGUGAUAUUAUGUGUAUUUAUGUUUUUGUAUCCCCGUACUAGACUGUAAGCUCCAUGGGGCAGGGAUUUUACUGUGUUUUGUUUGUAAUGUAUCCCCAGCAAGUGGAACAGUGCCUGGCACAUAAAAGAUGUCAAUAAAUGUUUGUGGAAUGAAUAAAUGAGGUGGAGGAGAAAGCUAAUGAAAUGAAAAGCUUACUGAAUCACAGACGA